Larimichthys crocea (large yellow croaker) is the source of this 3114-nucleotide messenger RNA. RefSeq names its product receptor (TNFRSF)-interacting serine-threonine kinase 1, like (gene ripk1l). The record is from RefSeq and is a predicted model, not a curated record. Gene Ontology annotation, biological process: signal transduction; protein phosphorylation. The transcript has 11 exons. The coding region runs from base 146 to 2191 and encodes 681 amino acids. Gene Ontology annotation, molecular function: JUN kinase kinase kinase activity; ATP binding; protein binding. NCBI's taxonomy places the organism in Eukaryota, Metazoa, Chordata, Actinopteri, Sciaenidae.
CCGUCCUGCUCUGUUAUCGACUUGUCGGGACUGUUUGUAGUUUUUACGUCCAGGUUUCGUUUUUGAAAAAGGAGGAGGUCGAGAAAAAAAUCCCGGAAUUACAAACAAGAAAGUGUCCUUCUUGGAUUGUACAGCACUUUUUGGAAUGGCCACCGCGCCACAGCCUUCCCUUCACAUGAGAUCGACCGAUCUCAUCAGAAGAGAGCCCCUGGAUUAUGGAGGAUUUGGGGAAGUUUACCUGUGCUACCAUGCAACCCUUGGCCAGGUGGUGUUGAAGACUAUGUAUACAGGCCCUGUUCGCAACGAGGAGAGUAAAAGGUCACUGCUUGAGGAGGGGACCAUCAUGGCAAGCCUGAACCAUGAACGGGUUGUCAAGUUGCUGGGUGUAAUCAUGGAGGAUAGAGACUACUCGCUAGUAAUGGAGCUCAUGCCCAGAGGCAACCUGUUGGUCAUGCUAGAGACGGUCUCUGUGCCAGUAUCCAUCAAAGGCAGAAUCAUCGUAGAGAUUUUGGAAGCAAUGAUGUACCUCACAGAGAGACACGUCAUACACAAAGACAUCAAGCCAGAAAACAUUUUAGUGGACAAGGAUUUUCAUAUCAAGAUUGCAGACCUUGGGCUGGCCACCUGUCAGGCAUGGAGCAAACUGACAAGAGAGGAGUCUCGCAGGAAGAGUCGUAAGGGGCGUUCAGUUGGGGCAAGAGGUGCUGGCACACUGAGCUACAUGGCCCCUGAACACCUGGAGAGUAUACAUACACCCUCCACUGAGAAGUCUGACGUCUACAGCUUUGCAAUUGUGGUUUGGGUCAUCCUCACAGGAGAAGAGCCAUAUCAAAAUGCCAGGAGUGAGGACCAAAUGAGCCAGUGUGUCCGAAAAGGUGACCGCCCGGCAGAGAGCCUUAUUCCAGACGACACGCCGGCAGAGAUAAUUCAGAUGAUGAAGAGGUGCUGGGAUCAUUGUCCGCAGAAACGGCCAACAUUUAAAGAGAGCUAUGACUCCUUCCUUCCUUUCUACAUGGAAAGGCUUGAACCACAUGUAGAGGAAGAUCUCGUUGAUCUGAGGAAAUUAUACGAUGGCCCAGAAGACCUUGUUGAGAAGAUGAAGUCUCUGUCAAUAACUCCUGAAUGUUUUCCAGCAGAUUGCCCAGCUUCUUUGGUGAGUUCAGACAGAAACGUAUCUGUGCCAGUUGAAGCCAGCAUCGAGGACCUCAGUGACAACCACUAUGAGCUAACUGAAGGCUCUGUUGAGGUAGAUGCAAGGGGUGUUAGCGUCCUCCCGGCUUUGGAGGAGAAACUGGACCGGGAGCUUCAGUACCACAAACAUGGUAGCUAUAACUGUGAGAACCAACCUGAUGCUGCCUACUACUACCAUAACAACAGCUCGAAUCCCUUCCUGCAAAACCCCUGCACAACAGAUCACGCUUUAAGACAACCAGAACAAGACAGACCUUCCUAUGUGUCCUCUGUCCAUUCUUGGACAAAAGCUGAGGCAGUGCAGCCCACCAGCCAGGAAGAGGCUUUGUAUCGCCCUACUGCUGGUCUCUAUGAGUCCAUGAACACUUCUAUACCUCCUGUACACUCUUUGCCCAUGUCUGCCAGCACCUCUUCUUUACCACAGUUUAACCAGGAGCAUCCACAUUCCCACUUUGACCGCCAGCAGUCAUGGCCGACUUACCCAGUGUCUGAUACAUCUGCUCCUGACAUCAACCCCGGGCGUCUUCUGACGCCAUCAAAGAUGAACUCCCUACAAGAUCAAGGAUCUCUUUUCAUUCAGAAUGCCAGUGGGAUCCAGAUUGGGAGCAACAACUUGAUGAGUAUCAGAGGUUAUGAUUCCUCCCAUAGUUUAUUAUCACAUCCUAACGGCUCAGCUAACUUUCUCAUCAAAGAGGGCAUUCUGAAAUAUGAGGACCAUGCUGUGACUGAGGAGCACCUGGAACUGCUGAGAGAAAACAUCGGGGCCAAAUGGAAGCGUUGUGCGCGGAAACUGGGUCUGACCAAUGUGGAAAUCGAGACCAUUGAGCACGACUGUUACCGCGAUGGUCUGCCAGAGAUGGUGCACCAGAUGCUGGAGCGUUGGAAAAUGAAGGAGGGAAGCAUCGGCUGCACAAUCGGGAAGCUUUGUCGAGCUCUGGAAGGCAACAUAAAGGUAGACGUAAUCCAGAAAAUAUUGGACUCCUGCGGUUCCUCCCCCUAGAUCUGAUAAACUUUGGCAGAUUUGCCUCUUUAAAUGACUUUUUGUCUGUGUUGGCCAAAUGUAACCUUUCCAACCAAAACAAACAAAAAAUGUUUUGGUUUUAUGUGCCACAAGUGAAUAAAUGAAAUUUCAAAAUCAUGUUCAUUGUUAAGUAAUAAUGGUCCAAAUAAUCAAUGUAAGUCAAAGAAGAAUGAUUACAAAGGUAAUAACAAAAGUAAUAUGUUUAACCCAAACAUUGUCAUGUUUGUUUUUUCAGAAAUUGUUGUGUGAUGAGUUACAGUAUGGAAAAAAGCUUUUAUGCAGUUACUCUAGCUUUAAUGGAAUAAUUAACUCAUAUUCAGGGACAAUCAAGUGGUGUAUGGUAAACAUUUAUUCCAGCCAAAGCACAGAACAGAUAAGGUCAGUGAGUCUGUAAAAAACAUAAACAAUUACAAAACGGAAAACUGUAAAGGGGGACAGAAACCUGAGUGCAGUAUGCCAUGAAUUCACGUGUGUUAUUGUUGUCAUAAAUGUGUCCAAUCAUGGUCAGUAGAUAAUACAAAUGCCACCUGCUACUUGGUACCUUUUGUGUUCACAUUACCCCAAAUUACAGUUUAAAUACAUGAAUUACUUAUCUCCUUGUUCUUGUGUUCAGUGUUUCGUCUUACUGUAUUGAUAUCAGAUAUUUUCAAUGUAAUGAGCUGUUGCGCUGUUCUGUUUCAAGCAUUUUGGAUUACAGGUGACUUUUUGUUUGAGAUGUGUCAUGGCAAAAUUCAUUUUAAUUUUGUGUACUGGGACUCAACAUGUAGUUCACACUAUAAAAUAUUACACUGAUGUACAGCAAUGCAGAAAACAACAACAACAAAAAAGUUCUCCAAACCUUGUAUAUAUUAGAAAGCUGUUUUGACAUUCAAAAUAAACUGUACACAUUUAAAAAAUUACAA